Messenger RNA from Siniperca chuatsi (mandarin fish), 4778 nucleotides. RefSeq names its product actin-binding LIM protein 3-like. The record is from RefSeq and is a predicted model, not a curated record. The transcript has 23 exons. Bases 1057 to 3150 code for a protein of 697 amino acids. Gene Ontology annotation, molecular function: actin filament binding. Gene Ontology annotation, biological process: cilium assembly; lamellipodium assembly; cytoskeleton organization. Gene Ontology annotation, cellular component: actin cytoskeleton; stress fiber. Lineage: Eukaryota; Metazoa; Chordata; Actinopteri; Centrarchiformes; Sinipercidae.
CUUAGCCUGAGGUGUUUGCUUUUUGGACUUAUCGCUAUGUAGUUGUCAGGUUAAUGUCAGAACGGAAGUGAUUUUGCUGUUAAAUUUCAGCUAAUCAUUCAAUUAUCUUAACUUAAUGUUUCCCAGUUUUUUGUAUCUUAACUAAUUACCUUUGGCCCAAUGCCAGGAAGACCUGUAGGAGAGAGCUGCCAUUUUUUUCAACCUUUCCUUUUUACCUGUUCUUUGUGUUGAUAGGUAGUUAGAUUUAUGAUUAUAACUUUUUAGGUAGUUUAUUUAGGACUGUGGUUUUAUUUCUACUCUUGCUGUUUGGUUUGUUAUUGUGGCCAGGGCUCUCCCUGAAGUUACAUUUAAGCUUCUAUAUCUGGCAAUAAAAGAUUUAAUUACUGGCUCUCAUAUUCUUCAACUAUUUUUACGGUUCCCCCUCUCCUCUAGAGCAAUUUGGAGUCGGAACAGAACCAUAUGACUGCUGCACGUCCAGGCUUGCCUGGUGUUUUUUGUCCGGCAGAUUGGAGCUCCGACGCUAUGCGGCGCUCUCGCACCGUGAGAGGAGCUCGUCCUGCCCGGUGAAAGAAGCUCUGACAGCUCCCGAGUCUGUGAAAACCCUCAGAAACUCACCGUACAGCAUUUCAACCUUAAACACUGGAGCGCACAGGCAUGCAGGCGUCCGCGGGAGCGCACUGACUGUUCAUGCAGGGAGGGAUGGACGCCUCUGCGACCGGACCAGAGCACCGCUGGGUGGGAGAGGCAGAAGCUGAAGGCGUGAGGAGGAGGAUGGUACCAGUCAGUUUCGAUUUAAUUCCUCAACUGACUGCCUUUACGCAGAGUGGAGGGGUACAGUAGUCUGUAAUCCGCUUGCCGGGAGGAGCAGGGAAAGCCCUCUCCAGACUGAGACAGAGAGAGGGAGGGAGAGUUUAAUCGGACAGGGACAGAGAGAGUUGACAGGAGUGCUUGGUCAUAUCUGGAGCUUUUGUCCUGCUGCUGGAGGCUUAAUUGAACUGACUGAUACAGGCUCUGAGGAGGACUAUCAUUCAAGCUGUUGGACUUCCACUUCACAUCAUGAGUGGAUCGACAAAUGCAGUUCAGUACCAGUCAGGUCUUUAUGGAGGAAACAACAACAACAGCAGCUCUCCUCUCUCCAGCCGUGGAAACUCGCCCAUUGUGUGUGAGCGCUGUGGGGAGGUUUGUCGCGGGGAGGUGGUGCGUGUCAAAAACACACACUUCCAUGUUCACUGCUUCACCUGCCAAGUGUGCGGCUGUGAUCUGGUGCACUCAGGUUUCUUCCAUCACUCUGGCGAGUACAUCUGUACAGAGGACUACCAGCGGCUUUACGGGACCCAAUGUGACAGCUGUGACCAGUACAUCACUGGAGAGGUGGUAUCUGCCCUGGGGAGGACAUACCACCCACAAUGCUUUGUCUGCAGCAUCUGCAGGAGUCCAUUCCCAAUCGGAGACAGGGUGACCUUCUGUGGGAAGAAGUGUGUGUGUCAGCAGUGCUCACACACUCUGAACAGCGACAAGCCUGUCAAGGUCCACGGACCAAGCUACUGUGCAGGCUGUGGCGAGGAGAUCAAACAGGGUCAGUCUCUGCUGGCUCUGGAGAGACAGUGGCACGUCAGUUGUUUUAAAUGCCGAACAUGUGGCUGUGCGCUCACGGGAGAGUACAUCAGCAAGGAUGGGAUACCUUACUGUGAGAGUGACUACCACACUCAGUUUGGGAUCAGGUGUGACAGCUGUAACAGGUACAUCAGCGGCAGAGUACUUGAGGCUGGAGGGAAGCGCUACCAUCCCAGCUGUGCCAGGUGUGCCCGCUGUCACAUGAUGUUCCUGGAAGGAGAGGAAAUGUACCUUACAGGUUCAGAGGUUUGGCACCCCAUGUGUAAAGAAGCAGCUCGGCUGGAGAGAAAACUGAGGCUGAGACGCACCUCUGAGACGGCGUCCAUUUCUCCUCCAGGCUCCUCUCCUCUCCUCGGCUCCCCUCACCGGCUCAUCUGUUCUAAAGCUGACGGUGAUGCUUUGGACUAUAAGCAGCUGGCGGCUCUGCCCAGGGUCAAAGCCAUAUAUGACAUCCAGCGGCCCGACAUCAUCCCUUAUCAGGCCGACCAUGCACACACACACCUGUCAGAUGACACUGUGGAGCGAUACAGCUGUGGACAGUCAUUGGGCUCCUUAUCGCCAUACUCUCAUGAUCUCUUGGACGGCGUUGAAUUGAGAACGAGGCGUUCCUCCAGCUCCGCCUUCACUGACUCUCCUGCGCACAGUCGGCACGGAGGCUCCCCACUGCAUUAUCUCCCCGGCAGUGAGAGUGGCAGGAGUUCACCUUAUCACAGACAGCCAGAGCCCAGGUGUGUCACACCCACCACCACCUACCAAGCCCCCAAGCAUUUCCAUGUGCCAGCUUCUGAGGAAAGCAACAUCUACAGGAAACUCCCUAUCUAUAAGAGACAAGACAUCUCUCCCUCGCCAAUAGCCAAUAAGAGUAAGACCAAUGAGAACCUCGUCAAUUCCAGUCGCCUUUCCACUUCCAACUGUAACAGCAUUUAUCACCCGGACUCCAACUACUACCCAUAUACUGGCUCUCCAAAAGUCUCCAGGGUGAGGAGGUUUUCGUCUGGAGGAGAGGAGGAUGGAUGGAAUCACAAUAUAAACAAGGGAAUUGGCAGAAUGAUCCUGAAGGAGGAGAUGAAGGCGCGGUCAGGUUGUCAUGACAAUGAUCAGUGGGGGAGCAGACGCAGUUCCCGCUGUAGCAGCAAGGAGGCGCUGAACACUCUGGGAUUUAGCUCCCUCAAUGGCUCUCCCAGGUCUGUCUACAGUGCAGACAGCGACUCAUACAUUGCCAAAUCGGCCUCGUUGCCAGGCUACGGCAGAAAUGGACUAAACAGGCCUGGGAGUGCGGGUGCAGAUUAUUACCAGUAUGACAGCAGUAAUGCAGUUAACUGGCAGAUCAGAGAAUACAAGAUCUACCCAUAUGAAGCCCUAAUUGUGUCAGUCAGAGGGCAGCAGCGUCUCCCCAGUGAUGUGGACCGAGCCAGACUGGAGCGUCACCUCUCACCAGAGGAGUUCUACAGAGUCUUUGGCAUGUCCAUGUCUGCCUUUGAUCAUCUUGCUCAGUGGAAGAAGAAUGAACUGAAGAAACAGGUCCGACUCUUCUGAGAAAAUGAUCCAGAACCGUAUAACCCAAGUCAGGUCCACCGCCAACAGUGUGCUCUGACAAGUAGCCUCCAGAAAGGAAUUCUGACCCCAGUCUGACUCGGACGAGGAACUGGCUGAAAUAAAAGUCUCUCCUCCUUUGAGGUGGCAAGAGCAGAACUGUUGGCCUCCUGACCUCUGUGUGCUUUUAACUGGUGUGUACUUGGACUUGUUAAGCAAAAUAUAUGAAGUCAGCCAACUUGCCAAAAGGGAAAAAACUGGAAUGAGAGGAAAGAGAACUGAAAGGGGAGCAUGAAGACUUUGAGAGGCAUCAGAUGAGCCACACUGCAGCUGCAACAGACAGAAAGUUAAUGAGUUGGGUGCUUCUCUCUCUCCUACCAGCAGAUGGCAGUGUGUUAACAGGAGCACCAGGUUGGCAGUCUCAUACAUGACCGUGUGGACUGUAAACUGAAGUACUUUGUACCAUACAGAGGGUCUGCCACACUCAGCCAAACUUGCAUUCAUGCCGAAAGUGAGGGAGACAGUUUGAGAAGCAAAUAGGCUGCCUGGAAGAAAGACUGGCAAAAAGGAUCCAGUUUUAGUCACACAGAAUCCUCAGUGACUCAUAAGCUGACAAGAAGACAGGCAGACGAGAAUAGUGUGAUUCUCAACAUUAGGGUUAUUGAACGUGAUAUACAUAUGGUGUUUUUAUAACAUGCUAUACUGAAAACCAAAGGUUUUCUUCUUUUUUUAAUACUGGCAUGUGUUUGAUUUUGAUGCCAGUUUUUUUCUGAAGCCAUAUCAGUGUGUAGAGUUCUUCUCUAUGGUAUGAGCAGACUGUACAGGUCACUGAAGUGGUUUUUGAAAUAUGAUGUGGUUUAAUGUGAAUGAACUGUGUGAUGGCUCUGAGCUCAGAGAUGUUAGUUAAGUUUAGAAAUGAGGUUUUAGUACUACACACACUAGAAUAAGAUAUCUGUGUUUGACUUGUUUUAUUUAAAGAAAUCAAAGUUUUUGUCAAGUCAUACUUGCAGCUGCACUCGUGACUCAGCUCAGAAUUUCAGCUGCUGGAUUACAAUUAAACCAGACUGAGUUUGUGGAGUUUGUGUGUGUGUGUGUGUGUGUGUGUGUGUGUGUGUGUGUGUGUGUGUGUGUGUGUGUUUAAUUACACCAAAAGACUAAUAGGGGAUUUGCAUGGAUGAUUAUUCAGAAGCCCUCUGACUAGAGAGAAAAAACAAUUCUGAAGUGAGGGAAGGAAAUAGGAAGAGGUGAAGGACAGAAAAGGAGGAAGUAACGAGGGAAGGAAUGUGUGAAGGGAUAAACAAAGAAAGAUGCAAAGGGAAAAGAAGUACUCACAAAGAAUGUUUAAUCAAGAAUUGAUGGGUGUCACAACAGGAAAGUGUUCACAGGUGGAGGAUUUGUGUUUGGGAUAAAACAGAUGCGAGAGAAACUAAACUGAAAUUAAUAGGGACAGAAUGUGUUGGAUAGUUUGUUGUAAUUGAAUGUAAAAGAUGGAAUAAUGUUGCUCUCUACUGCAGGAACUCAAACCAUUAGGUGUGUGUGUUUACAGGUUUGGAUUUAUUGGAAUAACAUUUAUAAUUUGCAAACCCAUUUCUGUCACUACAACUUCUGAAUAAAUGAUUCAAGCAUCACUA